AAGCACUAGUUUUUCUGCUAGCUCUUCGUCCUUCUUUCACGAGUCGGUGCUCGUCUGAGAGCUCUCGGUUCGUUUCGUUUCGGUCUCUCGCAGCUCGCUUCUGCGACAUAGUCGUCGGCUGCCAAGAUGGGAAAGGAGAAAUUUCACAUCAACAUCGUGGUCAUCGGACAUGUCGACUCCGGAAAGUCGACGACGACGGGUCACUUGAUCUACAAGCUGGGAGGAAUCGACAAGCGAGUGAUCGAGAGGUUCGAGAAGGAGGCGGCGGAGAUGAACAAGAGGUCGUUCAAGUACGCGUGGGUGCUGGACAAGCUGAAGGCUGAGCGCGAGCGCGGUAUCACGAUCGAUAUCGCUCUGUGGAAAUUCGAGACGAACAAGUACUACUGCACUGUGAUCGACGCCCCUGGACACAGGGAUUUCAUCAAGAACAUGAUCACGGGGACGUCGCAGGCUGACUGCGCCGUGCUGAUUAUCGACUCGACGACGGGAGGGUUCGAGGCCGGAAUCUCCAAGGACGGGCAGACCCGCGAGCACGCGCUGCUGGCCUUCACGCUGGGAGUGAAGCAGAUGAUUUGCUGCUGCAACAAGAUGGACGCGACGACGCCCAAGUACUCCAAGGGAAGGUUCGAGGAGAUCUCGAAGGAGGUGUCGAACUACCUGAAGAAGGUUGGGUACAACCCCGAUAAGAUCCCGUUCGUGCCCAUCUCCGGGUUCGAGGGCGACAACAUGAUCGAGAGGUCGACGAACCUGGACUGGUACAAGGGGCCGACUCUGCUGGACGCGUUGGACAACAUCUCCGAGCCCAAGAGGCCGUCGGACAAGCCCCUGAGGCUGCCGCUGCAGGACGUGUACAAGAUCGGAGGAAUCGGAACCGUGCCGGUGGGGCGGGUGGAGACGGGAGUGAUCAAGCCGGGCAUGGUGGUGUGCUUCGCGCCCACCGGUCUGACGACGGAGGUGAAGUCGGUGGAGAUGCACCACGAGGCGCUGCUGGAGGCGCUGCCCGGUGACAACGUCGGGUUCAACGUCAAGAACGUGGCGGUGAAGGACCUGAAGCGUGGGUUCGUGGCCUCGGACUCGAAGAACGACCCCGCGAAGGAGGCCGCCAACUUCACGUCGCAGGUCAUCAUCAUGAACCACCCGGGCCAGAUCGGCAACGGGUACGCGCCGGUGCUGGACUGCCACACCUCGCACAUUGCUGUGAAGUUCGCCGAGAUCUUGACCAAGGUGGACCGACGGUCUGGUAAGGAGAUCGAGAAGGAGCCUAAGUUCCUGAAGAACGGUGACGCCGGGUUCGUGAAGAUGAUUCCGACCAAGCCCAUGACGGUAGAGACGUUCGCCGAGUACCCGCCCCUGGGUCGUUUCGCCGUGCGCGACAUGAGGCAAACGGUGGCCGUCGGUGUCAUCAAGGCCGUCGAGAAGAAGGAGCCCACCGGCGCCAAGGUCACCAAGGCCGCCGCCAAGAAGAAGUGAAGCCGCCCGCGGGCCCUCGAGCCCUUCGCCAUCGCUGUCAAGCUGUGGCACUUAGUGCUUGACACCAGGAUUGCGCGCAUGCAAACUUGGGUGCUCGACAGGCGGUGGCGACGCAUUUUGAUAGGAGUAGGAAGAGCUUGUUUGAACUGCGAAUAAUGGAGCGGCAAUUUUGGUAACGGAGUCUUCGUGUUCGGGGUCGUUUUGAUUCUUCUUCCCGACCGUUCGUUUUUUGGGUUUUCAUUGAAUCGAUUAAAUCAGUGUGUACGCAUUUAGUCACAGUACCACUAGUUCAAUUAUGGGUAUCGCAGACAACGAUGACAUUCAUAAAUUUGUGGAACCGCCCUGGCGAGAAGAGUUUACGAGAAAAGUCAGGAGACCGAGAAGAACAGUGUUGGCAGAAUACCAAGUCACUGGCUGCUGCGAAAGGAAGAAAGAUGAGAUGUACUGUCACCGGGUUGGUCAAGUCCGAUAGUGUACUUUAGAGGAAGGCUCACAGAAGGUUCGGGAGAAGGGUAUGAGCAGAGGAUUAGAGGAGGUCUCCAUGGGCUGCGGCCAUGACUGGGAGUUUUAGUCACGCCCAUCCGCUGGUUGCAGUAAACACGUGUUGAGUUUCAACAAGACCAGAUUAAUGUAAUGAGGUUCGUCGGCUGAUACGAAAUUUAAU
Molecule: messenger RNA, 2134 nt
Organism: Marchantia polymorpha subsp. ruderalis
Lineage: Eukaryota; Viridiplantae; Streptophyta; Marchantiopsida; Marchantiales; Marchantiaceae
Source: the annotation of a GenBank genome assembly